CCUCAUGCUAGGCGAUUUAUCCCACCAUGGAGAUACGAGUGAUUCCCUUCUGUUCUAUUACAACUACAAAUCAUUCCAUUUGAAAGUAUUGAAUCUGAUAAAAGAUGCCCAAAAUACCUACAGAGAUAAUAGACCAUAGGGCACGAUCUAAAUAAAUAUGCAAGAAACUAGUUUGGGAGCAUUUUCGAAUCGAUGAAAAUGACGAGUGCAAGGCUAUCUGCAUUCAUUGCAGUAAAUCUGUAUCUUGUGGGACCUGCAAAAGAAAGUUUAAUACAACAAACUUAGCAAGGCAUGUGCAAGUUUGUCUUUAUAUACCACGACGCCGCCCACAGCCAAACGCACCAUCAUCCUCUUCAUCGACAACUUCGUCAUCGACAUCUCUGUCAUCGACAUCAAGCCAGCCGAGGCCUAGAGGAAGGGAGCAGCAGACAUCGUUGACGUCGUUUAUGUCUGUCGAGUCGACAUACCCCCACAACCACCCUAGACAAGUUGCAAUAUCUCGGAAAAUAGCAUUGAUGAUGGCCCUCGAUUUUCGCCCAUUUAACAUCGUCGAGAACGAAGGUUUUCGAAACCUUGUGCAAUACACGGACCCUCGCUAUAGAAUGCCUUCCAGACCAGUAUUUUCUAUGAAUUUAGUACCUGCUAUCUAUUGCGAGGUGAAGAUGGCACUUCAAAAAGAUCUGAGGAGGACGGUUGUACCAUUUAGCUUUACCACCGAUAUGUGGAGAGGCCAAAGCACUGAGUACAUGUGUGUUACACUACAUUGGUUGGUGACGAAUGAAGAAAGAAUACCACAACUAAGAAGCGCUUUAUUGGGUAUCCAAGAAUUUAGCCAGGCUGCAACGGCGGACAACAUUCGAUCACGGCUCGAGAAAGUUGUAGAUGAGUGGUGCCACGAUACGAGAGCGAUGGGCAUCAUGUGCGGGGUGAGCGACAACGGGGCGAACAUCAAGAAGUGUCUACGAGACGCAGCCAACAACGGGAGCAUCCACGGCUCCGUUUCAUGCCUCGCUCAUAAUCUCAACCUCGUGGUGCAUGAUGUAAUGAAGACCCAGCGCCGUAUCUUAGACGGAUUGACUGUCCUCCGGAAGGUUGUUUCUAAAGUGAAGAACUCUAUGCCAGUAAAGCGAAAAUUUGAGGAGCUUCUCAAAAUCUACUACCCCAACUCCACCCACAUCAAGCUCCAAGCAGACGUUGAGACACGGUGGAAUAGCUGCCUGAGGAUGCUCUCUACGAUUCUACCUCAGCGACUUGCAAUCGAGGCCCUCAUCCAGGAUCGUGUCAUGCAGUCCCAUGGUGUGGGGCUCCCAAAAUGUUACAACCACUGGACAGAUAUGUGCGACACGAUGCAAGAAUUUGUGAAGAUCCUCGAGCCGUUCCACGAGGCAACACUGCUGUGCAGUAAGACAACCUCUUCACUUUCAUCCUACUUUCCAACAUUAAAGGGGCUUAUUGUGUCUGUGGAGCGUGCUCAGGUGAGGGGGAUAGGCACCACUAAAGAUCAACUCUUGAAGAAACUUCAGGAAGUGAUGGCGACCCACAUCAUGUCUGAUGACAACGACCACAUCUACUUGGCAGCAACUCUGCUAGACCCUCGAUACAAGAAGUUCAUCCCCCUCCACAAACGGGAACAGGUGGAAUCGGCGGUUAUAGACGCUAUCAUCUCCAUCAUCGACAGAAAAUAUACAACGCCAAUCUCGGCGGCAGACGGAGAUCAGGAUGAGACCGAAGAAGAAGAGUCACAGCAAACGCAAGAAUACGGCGGCCCAUACGACUCCGACAUUGAGACGCCGCCUGAGUACACCAACGAAGAUGGCGACAAUAACCCUGCCACGCCCAUCAACAAUCAACCUCCGCCUCCUGUUCAAGACAGUCGUGCAGGGCGUGCAGCAGCCAACAUGGAGGAUGCAUCUCUUAUGGCAGGAAUACUGGCAUCUACGGAGCCCGAUAGUGAUGACGACAUCGCGGAGGAUAAUGAAUCUCUCCGCGAUGUCGCAUCAAGAGAACUAAAGCGCUACCUUCAAAAACCCAAUAUUGACAUAAGAAGCAAUCAGGAAGCCGUUCUACAAUAUUUCGGGGAAAACGGGAGAGAAUUCCCAAACUUAACCCAAACUGCUCUCUCUUUCCUGGCAUGCCCGAUGUCAAGCGUUACGUCAGAACGCAUGUUCUCAUUGGCAGGAAACAUUCUGACCAAGAAAAGAUGCUCCCUGGACCCAGACAACCUAAACAAACUAGCAGUCAUCAAGGUGAACUAUCACUACAUUCGUUAAAACUGAUUGUUCACAGAUAGAAAGAUCAGACUAAGAUCGAGUUUUAAGUUUAUUAAAUUUUCGUAUUUGUUGCAUUAUUUUAAUUGCUUUUAUAAUUUUUUGUGCAGUUCGGAUUUCAUCAGAAAAAAAUCUCUCAACGCCGAUAAUGACACAUUUGGCAUGAUUUACGGAAAUAAUGAUUAAUUUAAAUCUAAAUUGCUGUACAACAAAAUAGUGAUAGUCAGUCCAUCAGCAGCUAAAAUAGCUCAAUAAAUCUGAUACAAAUUGAAGACUUUAAAGAUCAGUUAUGUUUACUUUUCUGUUGAACCUAAUUUAUGUCGUCAUGAAUAUGCUAUUUCUGAUAGGUACAUUUCCACCACUUUCAUUUUUGCUAUUUUAUUAAAAUAUAUAAUUCACAAUUACAGACUUGUGAGUUAGCAUAUCUCCCUUCUCAAAAUAGAUGUUUAAAUCUGUAGUCAAGCAUGUUUCACAUUCUCAGAGGGGAAAAUUGUGAAUGUUUCAGUCUUUAGUUUGGUUUAACUGUUCAAGUCACGUUACUUCCAACAAUGAAUAUACUUUAAUUUUCUUUGUUUCAGGGGGUUUUAACAGUUGAAUUUCCAAUUUGAAUAGCCGUAAUAAAAGUGAAGAUAAAGAUGGUUAGUUAAAUGAGGAAGAUAUAUAUUUUAAUGAUCAGGGAAUGGAAAAUGAUUAAGAAAUGUGUUUAAAAUUGAAACCCUUUUUUUCGAACUAUAUGGUUGGAUUUCUGGUUUAAGUUCGUAAAAACUGAGCAAUGUAUGUUUAUUAUGUCCAUGUUUCAGGUUUUUGUUUCCUUUUCUUACAGUUUAUGUCAUAACUUUUUUUCAAUUACUAAUCUUUAAGGGGGAGUUUCGUCACAACUAGCAACUUUUGUCUAUUUCAAUAGAAAUGUCAUUUGAUGUAAAA
Messenger RNA from Lytechinus variegatus (green sea urchin), 3191 nucleotides. Its product is annotated as zinc finger BED domain-containing protein 4-like. The transcript is spliced from 3 exons. NCBI's taxonomy places the organism in Eukaryota, Metazoa, Echinodermata, Echinoidea, Temnopleuroida, Toxopneustidae. The coding region runs from base 447 to 2270 and encodes 607 amino acids. The record is from RefSeq and is a predicted model, not a curated record. Gene Ontology annotation, molecular function: protein dimerization activity.